Molecule: messenger RNA, 3358 nt
Organism: Geodia barretti
Lineage: Eukaryota; Metazoa; Porifera; Demospongiae; Tetractinellida; Geodiidae
Source: the annotation of a GenBank genome assembly
AAUCCGGGUGUUGAGCUGAGCUGGGUAAGUCCACUGCGUAAGACAAAAGAAAGAGAUGAACGUCGAUUCCCGGGGUGUCGCGAGGGGCUGCUGCAACUUUCCAGGGUGCUCCUGUUUCGGCUACGACGGCACCAACUCCAACGGAGGAAAAUGCGAUCGGUGUGGGCACCCACCCCCGAGGCACGCUAAUUCCUCCAUGAUGGCGCCCGCGCACCCGGUGAUCAUGACGCUAGCUAGCGACGACUCCGGCGAAUCUGGGUCCUUGAGCUUGAGCGGCACUUCGAACGAUGGGUCCACCUUUGACUCAGUCCCCCCUGUCAUCAGUAUCAGAAGGAUCGUCGAUUCCACGCAGAGCUUACGCGUCGACUCGUCCCCGCGAGCUCAGGCCGCGUCUCCCCGGCCGAGUCCUCGGCCACGUCCUCAGCCACGGAGGUGUUCAUCGCCUGCUGGAUCAGAGCGUCCGCCACCGCUCCCGCCUCGUCGCUCUCGUAACGCCUGGUCUUUGGUCCCUCUCCCUACUUGCCAGUACCCGAAUUGCCAGAAUCCACAGUUCUUUGACCUAAACACAAGGACUGAUCGAUGUACUGCAGUGAGCACAGAUUUGCACCUCCUCCUCCUCCUUCUCUUCCCACUCCGCUACCAUCAGAUCAGUUCACCCAGGGGCUGGACAUGUCAAUGAAAGGGUAUGUUGCGCCUGACGGAAUGAUGGGUUUCCACGCGACUCCUCUGCCGAUACCAAACCCUCAACCGUUCCCACCCCAGCAAUGGGCUGAUGUUUCGAGCCUUUUUACUCCACCACAAACUCUAUUGCACCCAUCUCAGUCAGCCCCCAAUUUCCAAACUAACCCACCGCAACACCAAGCUGUGCAAGCAAAUCCUUUAGCACCGCCACCGGCCCUGCUUCCUGAAGGCGAGCGUUGCAUUUACCCUAUGUGCAAUAAGAGACGGUACAAAGAGGAUGAUGGAAAGAUGCACAACUUCUGCGGGAGGUACCAUGCCACAGAGUACAAGAAACUCAAAGGAGAGUCAUUCCCGCCGGAAAUGAAGUGUAAGACACCUGGCUGUACUCGACAGAAACGUGCUCGUGACGAGGGAGGAGGCUACUACGACUACUGUGGUAGGAGCUGUCGGGAUGGCAGCUUCAGAACGAAACCAGCAGGUAUUAUACACGUCCACCACAAGUUCUUUUCAGCUGCAGGUGAAAAGUGCAGCCUUCCUGGAUGUGACAAGCCAAGAUUUGUGGAUCCAGCUAGCGGGAGAGUCCACGACUACUGUGGAAUAACACAUGCCAACCAAGCCACCAUACAGAGCGGUGGCGUGUCUCAAGUGUGCAGCGUCAGACUGUUGAGUCCUGGAGAGCAAGGUCCGGUCCAAUCUCACUUCAGUAGCCAGUGGGCCAAGGGAAAAGGUGCCUGUCCAACCAUCACCUGUGCAUUUGAAAUCACCAAUCAGCAACUCGAGACAAGGUGGAACACGUACAAACAAUCCCUUCCGAGAGGUAGUCAAUGCGUAGAAAAGUACUACCAUGGAACCAAACUUAAAUGUGACAUCGUUAACGCGGGGAACCCCUGCAAUGAUAACGACUGUGGAAUUUGUGGAAUCAGUAAGUUCGGGAUGUUCAGGAAAUUCAUCCGGAGGAACAUAAACUUCCAGCGUUUCGGUCACGGUUUCUACUUUGCCCCCAACUCCUCAAAGUGUCACGACUACACCCAGGGAGUCCAGACACACCGCGCAAUGCUCCUGGUGGAGAUUCUCCCCGGGAAAAAACACACAAUUCUCAGUAAUGACGUGAAGCUGACCAACCCUCCAGACGGAUGUCACAGCGUGUUUGGAAAGCAGGCCAAGCCCUCAACUACGCAGAGUGUUUGUGGACUGGUAAAUGCGAGCGGGCAGUAUGAAAAGCUCAAGAAAAAAUUUUCAAAGAGUUGGUGUUCUAAGAAAGGAAAUGUGCCUAAGAUAUCCCACGUUUUGGAAAUUGUGAAUCCAAAACUGCAGCAGAGAUUAGACAACUAUGUCUCGAAGCUAUCGUGGCCAUACAAUGGAGUGGAACAGUACUACCACGGAACUCAAAUCAAGUGCGACAUGCUGGAAUACUAUGAGCCUUGUUCCAAAUCUAACUGUGGGGUGUGCGGCAUUUCAAAGAGAGGUUUUGACCCUCAGCGGAUAAACAGUAGCUCGUGGCAGAGGUUUGGAAAAGGUUUCUACUUUGCUCCCAAUUCCUCAAAAUCCUACGACUAUCCUCGUGCCACUCACGAUGCUACCGACAAGUACCACUGCAUGUUAGUGUGUGACAUCGCUCCUGGAUGCAAGUAUACUCUGUACAAGGAUGACCAUCGAUUAGAGGUCCUCCUAAGGGAUAUCAUUCGAUCUACGGAAGCUCCCAAUGGCUUUGGGGACUAUGGAAGAGUCCAGAUAUGAACUAUGACGAGCUGGUGGUGUUCGACACUGAGGCAAUUAGACCACGCUACAUCCUUUUUCUUGAGAACAACUCAUGAUAUGGUGUUGGUUUAGCUGGAUCUACAACGGUAUACUAUGCCUCAAUUCUGCCGUUGUUUUUUAGCACAUAUAGUGAAGACUAGUGCAACAUACUGGGAUACUAUGAACCUUGUUCCAUGACUAAAAUGAUGAGAUACAAUAAAAGCUAUGAAGCUAUCUUAUGGACACCAUUGUGUUUGUAGAGUACAACAUACUGCGGCAGGACUGCCCCUACAUCAUAUACUACAAUCUCAUCGUAGUUUAGACUUCCCCCAGACUUCCCAUACACUGAGUGGUACUGGGAGGGCGGCUGUUGAAGGGAAGUGCUGUCGUGCAGCAGUUCAUACUGAGCUCCACAAGCCACUAGACACAGCAGCUGAGCUCUCGUCCCAUACUCCGGAACCCCCUGGGUGUAAUCAUGGCACUUUGAAGAGUUAGGGGCCAGGUAGAUACCAUGACCAAAGCGUUUGAACCGAGGUAUGUUUUCUCCGAUUCUCGAUGCGUCGAAACCGUUCUGAGAUAUUCCACAUAUGCCACAGUCUCUGUCGAAGCAGUAUUCGUUUGUGUUCUUCAAAUCGCAUUUGAGAGCAGUUCCGUGGAAAAACAGAUCCGAGUUUGCCGACUCAGCGGACGAUUCUUUGCGCAGCUUCGCCCCGUAGUGGUGGAAAGCUUCUACUAGUUUUGUGUUCUGGACGGCAAAGAUGGCCUCUGGCUGGGGAGGGUUUGGGAACUCAGUCGUCAUCUUUACCCACUCCUUUACAAAGUGUUCACUCACUUCCUUGUAUGUCUGUUGGUCUCCAUUUAUACGAAUUAGACCUACAACAACAACAGUUCUUGCUUGUGGUUCAGUGCAGAAAAGUUAUACCUUACCGGCUCCUGAUCU